This is a messenger RNA of Hevea brasiliensis (rubber tree), 1410 nucleotides long. Its product is annotated as presequence protease 1, chloroplastic/mitochondrial-like. Lineage: Eukaryota; Viridiplantae; Streptophyta; Magnoliopsida; Malpighiales; Euphorbiaceae. The transcript is spliced from 8 exons. Gene Ontology annotation, molecular function: metal ion binding. Gene Ontology annotation, cellular component: mitochondrion; chloroplast. The record is from RefSeq and is a predicted model, not a curated record. Bases 16 to 1194 code for a protein of 392 amino acids. Gene Ontology annotation, biological process: protein processing.
CAGUCAUUGCUUGAGAUGGGUACAAAAGAUUAUACCUUUGUACAACUUAAUCAGUUGAUUGGGAGGAAAACUGGAGGAAUAUCAGUUUAUCCAUUCACAUCAUCUAUUCGGGGCCGGGAGGAACCGUGUAGCCAUAUGAUAGUUCGUGGAAAAGCAAUGGCAGGGCGAGCUGAAGACUUAUUUAACCUGGUUAAUUGUGUACUUCAAGAAGUACAGUUUACAGACCAACAGCGUUUUAAGCAGUUUGUAUCCCAAAGUAAAGCAAGAAUGGAGAACCGAUUGAGAGGCAGUGGUCAUGGAAUUGCGGCUGCAAGGAUGGAUGCAAAAUUAAAUGUUGCAGGGUGGAUUUCUGACCAAAUGGGUGGCAUAAGCUACCUGGAGUUUUUACAAGGCCUAGAGGAGAGAGUUGAUCAAGAUUGGUCUGGAGUUUCUUCAUCUCUUGAGGAAAUUCGUGCAUCCUUGUUAUCAAGGAAUGGCUGCUUGAUAAACUUGACGGCUGAUGGGAAAAAUCUUACAAACGCAGAAAAAUAUGUUGGCAAGUUUCUUGACUUACUUCCUAGCAACUCUUUUGCCGAAACUGCCACUUGGAAUUCUCGAAUUUCACCUGGAAAUGAAGCUAUUGUGAUACCUACGCAGGUUAACUAUGUUGGCAAAGCUGCUAAUAUUUAUGACACUGGAUAUCAGCUUAGUGGGAGUGCGUAUGUUAUUUCAAAGUACAUUAGUAAUACAUGGUUGUGGGAUCGAGUGCGUGUAAGUGGUGGAGCAUAUGGAGGGUUUUGCGACUUUGAUACUCACUCAGGUGUAUUCUCCUUCUUAUCCUAUCGGGACCCCAACUUGCUGAAGACACUUGAUGUAUAUGAUGGAACUGGUGAUUUUCUACGUGAGUUAGAAAUAGAUGAUGACACUCUUACUAAAUCAAUUAUUGGGACCAUUGGAGAUGUGGAUGCGUAUCAGCUGCCAGAUGCUAAGGGUUACAGUAGUUUGUUGCGGUAUUUGUUGGGUAUCACAGAAGAAGAAAGACAAAAGAGAAGGGAAGAGAUACUAUCAACCAGCUUGAAGGACUUCAAGGAAUUUGCUGAUGCAAUUGAUGCAGUUAAGAAUAAAGGGGUUGUGGUUGCAGUAGUCUCGCCGGAGGAUGUUGAGGCUGCCAACAAGGAGUGCUCCAACUAUUUCCAAGUGAAGAAAGCCCUUUAAAGCCCCGAAGGUUACAUUUUCCUUGGGCAAUUAUUUUACUGUACUACCAUAUACAAAUUGAGAUGCUCAAAUUAAUUUACCAAUUUUUUCAUAGUGCUCAACAAAUUAACAGAUAAUAUAGUUAAGCGUACCAUAGGGAUGCUUAGAGGUUAAUCGUAUCUCCAUUGUAAUUUAUGAACUCCUUGAAUAUGAGCUUAGGGCAAGAACCGUUGCAUA